Onychostoma macrolepis is the source of this 4180-nucleotide messenger RNA. RefSeq names its product SMAD family member 3a (gene smad3a). Lineage: Eukaryota; Metazoa; Chordata; Actinopteri; Cypriniformes; Cyprinidae. The record is from RefSeq and is a predicted model, not a curated record. Gene Ontology annotation, biological process: anatomical structure morphogenesis; regulation of transcription by RNA polymerase II; BMP signaling pathway. Gene Ontology annotation, molecular function: DNA-binding transcription factor activity, RNA polymerase II-specific; I-SMAD binding; RNA polymerase II cis-regulatory region sequence-specific DNA binding. Gene Ontology annotation, cellular component: heteromeric SMAD protein complex.
AUAUGAACGGCCUGGCAGUGGUGUGUGGCGCGGAGUAUGCUUGAUGAUCUCGAGAGACAGACGGAGCGGAGCUGAGCGCUGAACUUGAGACCGUGUCUCGGUCACGUCUCAAGUGCCUCUCACUUUUCUCAAUUUUAUUAUCGACCACUGAGCAGUUUAUUUUGAUUUACCGCCUUCGGAUUACGCUGAAGAUUAAAAAAAAGUAUCCCGAAUUUCUCUCCGAGUUGCGUGAGAGACUGCGCAGUAGAGGAACGCUGAACUGAAUUCAACAUGUCAAUUUUACCGUUCACUCCGCCGAUCGUGAAGAGGUUGCUGGGCUGGAAGAAGGGAGAGCAGAACGGACAGGAGGAGAAAUGGUGCGAAAAGGCCGUCAAGAGUCUGGUGAAGAAGCUGAAGAAGACGGGACAGCUGGACGAGCUUGAGAAAGCCAUCACAACUCAGAAUGUCAACACCAAGUGUAUCACCAUACCACGAUCACUAGAUGGUCGGUUGCAAGUAUCUCACAGAAAAGGACUCCCUCAUGUGAUCUACUGUCGUCUUUGGCGCUGGCCUGACCUGCAGUCUCAUCAUGAGCUCAGAGCCAUUGAACUCUGUGAGUUUGCCUUUCACAUGAAAAAGGACGAGGUCUGCGUCAAUCCCUACCAUUACCAGCGAGUCGAGACACCAGUUCUUCCUCCAGUGCUGGUGCCUCGUCACACUGAAAUCCCCAGUGAGUUUCCUCCUCUGGAUGACUACAGUCACUCCAUCCCAGAAAACACCAUUUUCCCUGCCGGCAUCGAACCCCAGAGCAACUACAUACCAGAGACGCCCCCUCCAGGCUACAUCAGUGAGGAUGAGACCAGCGAUCAUCAGAUGAACCGCAGUAUGGACACAGGGUCUCCAAAUCUGUCACCGAACCCUGUUUCUCCUGCCCACAACAAUUUAGAUCUACAGCCGGUGACAUACUGUGAACCAGCGUUCUGGUGCUCUAUUUCCUACUAUGAGCUGAACCAGAGAGUCGGUGAAACUUUCCAUGCCUCUCAGCCCUCUUUAACGGUAGACGGCUUCACAGACCCAUCCAACUCUGAGCGCUUCUGCCUGGGCCUGCUGUCCAAUGUGAAUCGCAACGCUGCUGUGGAGCUUACACGCAGACACAUUGGCCGGGGUGUGCGUUUGUACUACAUUGGAGGUGAGGUGUUUGCAGAGUGUCUAAGUGACAGUGCCAUUUUUGUUCAGAGUCCCAACUGUAACCAACGUUAUGGCUGGCACCCCGCCACUGUUUGCAAGAUCCCACCUGGCUGUAAUCUGAAGAUCUUUAAUAACCAGGAGUUUGCAGCUCUAUUGGCCCAGUCUGUGAAUCAGGGCUUUGAGGCCGUGUACCAGCUCACCCGCAUGUGCACCAUUCGCAUGAGCUUCGUGAAGGGCUGGGGAGCCGAGUACAGGCGGCAGACAGUGACUAGCACCCCCUGCUGGAUAGAACUGCACCUGAACGGUCCUCUUCAGUGGCUGGACAAAGUGCUCACUCAGAUGGGCUCCCCCUCCAUCCGUUGCUCCAGUGUGUCAUAGGAAAAAUGCUCCCUACACAUAUACAACAUAUACAAACCACAAGAUCUGGAAAAAAUUAAGUUCUUUCAGGAGUGUAAGGCUGAAGACCUUCAUACCCACCAACCAAUUGGGUUCCACAGACUCACACACGUGUUUGUCUCAUGUUGGAGGAGUGUAUUACAGUAUAUGUAUAUAUUCGUUUUUUUAUGUUGUUGUUGUUAGCCAUUUUUAUUGCCAUUAUUGAUAUAAAAUAUUGCCAUUUAUGUUAUAUGUUGUUAUAUAGCAUGUAUAUGUAAGAUCUCUCCUCUGUCUUAUGAUGCUGUGUUAGGUACAUGUUUACCACAACAGGUAUAAGAAAGGCUUGAUUAUUUGUUUAGAGACAUGAAAAAAGUGCUUUUUUUUUGUAAAGGGAAAAUAUGAAGUUUUUCAAAAAUCAGUUAAACUGUAUUUUUGUUCUUUUUUGGUUUUGUCAAAAUAAUGGAAACUUGGUCCAUAAUGUUUUGUAGUACAUAUCAAGAGCUCUUGAACUUCCUCCUAAAAUUUUCAAACACUUCCUCCUAAAAUCUUCAAACACUGAAAACUCAAGUUAAUAUUCUUUCUUUAAGUUUCCCCACAACAUUGAUUUUCUAUAUCCUGUUUAGGCCCAGGCAGUGAAAUGUUUUUUUUUUAAAGUCCGUGUAAAGUGAUAUUAAAAUAUGUGUUCUGAGUUUGUCACACAACAGAAAAAUCUGUUUUUCACGCUCGGUGGCUCCAUUGCGUCAUAGAGCCACCGUUUUAGCCCCGCCCAAUAAAUCCUGAACACAGAAUUGGUGAAAAACUGUUUAACUCCACAAUUCAGUACUACAUAGUUCAGAGUCUUUGUAAUGUGUUUCAGCAAUACAUUUCUAACAUUUGUAAUGUGUUUAGAAACAAUUCUCAGAAUUCUCUUUACACGGACUUUAAAGAACAUACAUUAGCUAUUCACCUUUUUAAAAUUCACUACACAGAAUACUAUGUAACAAACUUAAUAUACGCACAUAAUAGUUUAUGUUACACUUGUGAAAGUGUUCUCUAUGUUUCACAUUAUCUCUGUUAUGUUAUAUUGAAAUGUUAGGGCCUUUUGUCAUUGCACAGAUGCUGAGAGCCCGAUACUCUUCCUACAGCAGUUUUCCAGUUUUAGUGUUUUUCAUCUCUCAACAAGCUAAGCAUGUAUGCGAACAUUAUUUGAGAAUGUUAUAACUGUGCCAGCAGUCCUCGGUGAGCGUUUUGUAGUAUCUGCUCUAGUAUUGAUUUCAUCUUUGUCUGCAGUGAACCGGCCGCCUGCUCUGUGUGAAUGAAUGUGAAUUAUUAAGUUUUACAGGAUUCAUCAUGCUUAUAACUCCAUGUGUUGUGUCGCGCUUUCAUUGUUAUUCGCUUAGUGUCUUUAGUGAGUGGGUGAGGAGCUCUUCAAGGUCUGGUGAGGUCUCUCAAUUGUCCGCUUUGGAGAAAACGUUUCUCUGUGUGUUGUGGUAGAUUUUCAAAACUGGGCAUUACAUCAUUUUGCGCACUAAGAAGUUGGCACUUCAUGUCUCACAGUAUCGGUUGUGUCUGUGCAUACCGUAUGCACACACACACUUGCGGGCCUUCAUGUCCUCUCAUCCUCCAGAAAUAAAACUGAGUGAGUGUGCCUUCGCAGCAACUUUCAUAACAAGAGUUUGUAAAUAAUAUAUUGGAAACAGGCGUUCAUCCGUAUUGCUGAGUAAGUGGGUUGUCCAGUGUUGGACCACUCAGGGUUGUGAUCUUUUCUCAGCUGAACUUGUAAAUAUGUUUAAUAAAUUAAUUAUGCAUGCCUAUUUUCUGAAACUCAUGCCAUUUGUACUGUAGACUCUAUUUUGCUACCAAAUAUUUUUUCAGAAGUGGGACGGGAAAGUAAAUGCUCUUACCUCUGUGUUUGAAAGGUGGGGCUUGUACUGCUGGCAGGUUUUUGUAAGGUUAACCAUGUAUUUUUAUAUGUCAGAUGCUCAUAGGAUAUGGAGAAGGGCCUGAAGAAGGGAAAUGUCACAAUGGGCUUUGUGAAAGCCAGAUCAUGCACAGUACUUUCAGUUUGUCGCAGGUCAGUGUGAUGCGCUUGCAAUGAGGAGCUCUUUGCAUGCCUUUUGAAAUUCUCUGAUCUCCCAAUGUGUUGUACAGGAAUCAUGGAAGAAAGUAUAGCGUUUAGGUGCAUUAUGUACUUUGCAGACAGUAGAAAAGAUGUGUGACAUCUGUGUGCAUAAAUGUUGGGUGAUUUAGAUGCUCUACUUUGAUAAAGUCAGAGUGUUAUUGUGUCGACUAGGAUUCCUUGAAAUGUAUUUAAACCUCUUGAUGUCAUCCGGAAAAAGGUACUGAAAUUAUUCAGGAAAUGAUUUAUUGUACAUUUAAGCAAGCAUUAAGUGUUUUCUUUGAGAGGAAAAAAAAUCAAAUCUCAUUUUCUCAACAAAUUGUUGAAUAUAUUUUAAGUAAUGUGCAUUUAUUGUGCUUGUGUUAAUCUUUCACAUUCAGUGACGUUGUGGCUUAGUGGUGAUUGUUGUGCUUGACAUUGUUAGAUUUCUUCUUUGUACAAGUAUAUAAUCGUUAUUAUUUCUCUCCAUCUUUAAAGUUUGUCAAGAGAAAAAAAAGUUUGUUAUUGUUGUACUUUUAAUAAAUAUGUAAUUGAAAAAUG